Molecule: messenger RNA, 867 nt
Organism: Rhizophagus irregularis DAOM 181602=DAOM 197198
Lineage: Eukaryota; Fungi; Glomeromycota; Glomeromycetes; Glomerales; Glomeraceae
Source: RefSeq, a predicted model, not a curated record
AUGGAAUUGAAAUUGCCGAUCAUUUCGGCCAAAAUUAUUGAAUUUUUCCGUUUCUCCAAACCAUAUUUACAAAGUAACGAAGCCUUUUUUUACAUUUACUAUUGGAGGGUUAAAAAUUCCAUUGCAACAGAAUUAUUUUAUUUGUAUUACAAGCUAGGGGUGGGUAUAAAUAUAUCAUCAGAUGAUGAAACUCGGCUGAUCAGACCAGUCAAUUAUGACGGAUAUUUUCUCUUUGUUCUUUCAACUUUGAUUCAACAUUGCUGGUUCUUUUCACCUUUGGCUUCGGAACGUGAGGAAUUGUCAGCUAGAACGAACCAGACUUUAAGGGUGCUGGCCUGGUCACCUGGGGAUUUCUCAACGUUGGGCAUUCCUUGGACUCUCUUCUUUUGUAGGUUGGUGUUUUCGAAUGGAUUGCAAGUAUUGACCCUGGAUGAUAUGAUCGGUAUCAUUUUUCGAAUUAUUAUUUUUAGGUCGGACUUAUGUGUUUCUUUAGAUAUAGCGAAUUGAACUUGGAAUAUAGGUUUCGACUAGACUUAUCUUUUCUUUAAAAAACAUUUCAUGGAUGUCUCCCUGACUUUACUUCUACGUCUCAGCAUCUUUUGGAAUGGAUGAUUAUAUUUUUAUACUUUAAAAUGAGAGACGAUUUUUAACGUUAGGAUACAGAUCACGUGAUUAAAAUUGUGAAUUAAUAUAGACCGAUUUUAGCUUUUUUAUUUAUUUAUUUAUAACUAGAAAACCAGUCAAUCAUUAGGAUCCAUAUUAUGAGAAUAUCAUAAAAUAAAAUAAUUUUUUGUUUCGUUUUGAAUUUUUAUAAUUAAAUAUAUAUGUAUGAAUUUUAUUGGUGCUUUUUUUUUAAAACGUCGAAAC